CAUUGGGCAGACGCAGUACCAUAAUAAUUAUUUCUUUUCUUGUUUUGUGUACUUUGGCCUACCCACUCACACAUCUAAUUCCGUUCCUUAAAUGCCUUUUAUCGGUGGUCGAUGGGAGGUCAAGAUGACUUAUAAAUCUGAGUUCUGGUGAUACGAUGACACAAUAUUGAGACAACCUCUUACAAGUGAGACGAGCAGCAUGCGACACGAGCAGAUAUGACAAGGUAGCUCCAAUCUUAUGUGAAAAUGCCGGUAAUCUCGCCCCCGUCCUCGGCUCCGACCUGUCGUCGGUACCCCCUCCUUAUCAUCACCUGCUUGCUGGUCAACACCCCGCCAGCCCCUGGCCGGGCCACCUCCUACCGAGCACCUUACCCGGACAACCCGGUCCACCAGCCAUCGCUGCCACAGUACUACUACCCCAGCCCAGGCGCCGUCUGGGGCGAAGCGGUCGAGUCACCGGUCGGUAAACCGGACUCCGGCCGGCAAAAGAGAGAGUGGAUGUACAACGGCCGGCCGCAACCCCAUCAGGAAUCAGACAGAUCGUCGUUCAAUCCUCAAAAUGCCGCGGGAGAGACAAGUAACUCAAGUCCAUUCAUGUUCGGCAAAUGGACAAGUCGCAACUCGGUCAGCAAAAUCAAAGCCCAGGCCUACCUAGCGUCCCCUUACGACUACGACGCCGGACUACAGAACACCAUACGGCAAUACCAAGAUGGUGGACGAGGGUUCCGGGCCAUGCCUCCGUUCCAGCCGCCUCCUUCCUCCUCACACCUCCCCGAUCUGUCCCAUCCACACUUCUUCAACUACUCCUCACCUUUUGGUUCAAUCGGACAGCGUCCUUCUCGGGCCUCGGCCACCGGCGCUGAAGGCACUAACAAGAAGAUGAAGCGAGACUCAGACUCGGCUGACACAUCUCUCGGAGGCUACGACAGGGAAGGUGGGAAGGCUGGUCGCAAUUCAGUCAGCCGAACUGGUGACCAGGCAUACGCCGCUUCCGCCUACGGUGCCGCCAAGCAGAACCACGUGAAGCGAGUCGCAGAAACUGCUGACUUGUCUCUGGGAGGCUACAACCGGGGACGCCAGAGGGGUGGACGCGGUAAGAGAUACCACAGCCAGGGCCAGGUAUUCAACGCGAUGCCCCCCUUCCAGCCCCCACCCUCAAGCUCACUCCUACCGGACCUGUUCACCCCGCAGGUUUUCAACGACUCGUUUAGCAUUAUCGGACAGCGACCCACGCGGCCCUCGGCCACCCGUCCCCGCUUGCCCGGCGAUCGCGGACUCCACUCGGACAACCGAGGACCCCAGGGUCCGGGCCGAGAAGGCCAACAAGAACCGCACCGAGACAGCCAGGGACCCUUCGGUCAAGACCCCUACGGCCAACAGACUGGUCAAACUUCAGAUACUCCCCGCGACCUCCCUACGCAAGGCUCCGAAGACCCCAACGCUCAACAAGAACAGAUCCAUCCGCGGGACGUAGUGGUCAAGAUUGACACCCCUCGCUUGCAGCUGACCUACCGAGCUAUCGCCCCACCCUACUUCACCUUCGAAGGUCUACUCUCUCAGAUGGCCACUUACCUUACACCGGGGUUCUGCGUGGAUUUGGCGGUGACGCAGCGGGAUGAGCACUGCGACAUUAUCAGUCACAUGGCGGCGCUCCAAACGGACCGUCAACAAACCUGGCUGAUCGAGAUCGUGGAUACUGGUGGCAAGAUAAUCUGGAUGAACCAGUGCAUGCCCGACGCCAGGCUCUUCAUAGUGCCGGGCUUGAGGAUCUACUUCAAGUUCGGUACCCACAGCCUCUUCCCCGGGUCAGCCUUUGCGGUCUCGACCCCAGGUGCGACCCCGGUAGGCACGCAGGAGAGCGUCCAGACAGGCCUACCCGCCUCGGACAGCGGCUGGGUGCCGCACGGGUCGCCGCUAGCGCCACAGAGACGGACAUCGGAAAACUCCUGAGAUUUCCUCAAGAUAAAUCAUCGACAAAAUUAACUAACGCUUUGUUGGACAUUUUAUCUUCAUAGAGUACAUCCUGGUAAUUUACAAUAAUUGUGUUAUUCAGGUCAUUUAUAGUCUGGCCUGUAGGAUGAACAAAAGAUAUGACAUGCACAAUUCAACAUUGGGUUAUGAAACAGGAGUUAUAGGCCUAUACAUUAUUUAUUGUACUGGCUGUAUGCUCGAUUAUUUACCUAUGUAGCCCUCGCCAAGUGCGCUGUUGGUUAAAAUUAUCUCAAAAUAAGGCGGCUAUAUAACACUCACGUUACAUGUAUUAGUUGGCUGUAUAUAUUUGACAUUUCGGAACGACAACGAUGAUUUCGAUGAGAAAAAAAUUAAAUAUUUUAUGACACAAGAUGACUUGAUAAUUAUGAAAAAAAUAAGGCAUAAACACGGCCUUAAAGGAGUGAUAACGGAUAACGGUUUCUUGUUGAUGAUUGUGAUAACGGAUAACGGUUUCUUGUUGAUGAUUUUGGACACCGAUGGUUGUUGGUAGUUCGUUUCUGCGAUAUACGUGAUUGAUUUAGUUGAUGUGUUUGUGGUCAUUCCAAUUA
Messenger RNA from Patiria miniata (bat star), 2540 nucleotides. RefSeq lists its product as uncharacterized. The transcript is spliced from 7 exons. The coding region runs from base 247 to 1950 and encodes 567 amino acids. The record is from RefSeq and is a predicted model, not a curated record. Lineage: Eukaryota; Metazoa; Echinodermata; Asteroidea; Valvatida; Asterinidae.